UGCAAAAUGGUGGUAUUCUUCUUUCCACAAUGUCACUGCAAUGGUUGGAGCUGGUGUUCUUGGCCUCCCCUAUUCCAUGGCAGCUCUUGGAUGGGGUCCAGGUUUGACUAUACUUAUCUUAUCAUGGAUCAUCACUCUGUAUACAUUGUGGCAAAUGGUUGAGAUGCAUGAAAUGGUUCCUGGAAAACGUUUUGAUAGGUACCAUGAACUGGGACAACACGCGUUUGGCGAAAAGUUAGGCCUUUAUAUUGUGGUGCCUCAACAACUUGUAGUAGAAGUUGGGGUGAACAUUGUUUACAUGGUCACCGGAGGUGCAUCACUGCGAAAGUUCCACAAUACAGUGUGUCCAAGUUGCAAAAAUAUCAAAUUGACAUAUUUCAUUAUGAUCUUUGCCUCUGCUCAAUUUGUAUUGUGUCAUCUACCAAACUUGAACUCCAUUUCUGGUGUAUCUUUGGUGGCAGCAGUCAUGUCCAUUUGUUACUCUACUAUUGCUUGGACUGCCGGUGCACACAAGGGAGUAAUAGAAAAUGUACAAUAUAGUAGAAACGCUACGACGGCCGCAGAAUCAGUCUUUAAUUUCUUUAAUGCACUUGGCUCUAUCGCGUUUGCCUAUGCCGGACACAAUGUGGUACUGGAGAUCCAAGCAACAAUUCCGUCUACACCUGAGAAACCAUCUAAGGGUCCAAUGUGGAGAGGUGUUGUUGUUGCCUACAUUGUUGUUGCUGUGUGCUACUUUCCUGUUGCUAUAAUUGGUUAUUGGAUGUUUGGCAAUCAAGUUAAGGAUAAUGUCCUCAUCUCUUUGGAAAAACCUGCUUGGCUCAUUGCAAUAUCUAACCUAUUUGUUGUUUUACAUGUAAUUGGAAGCUAUCAGAUUUUUGCAAUGCCAGUGUUUGACAUGAUUGAAAGUUUUUUGGUGAAGAAAAUGAAUUUCAAACCAAGUGCCAUCCUACGCUUUGUUGUGCGUAACAUAUACGUGGCAUUCACAAUGUUCAUUGCUAUUACCAUUCCCUUUUUUGGUGGCCUAUUAGGAUUUUUUGGAGGAUUUGCUUUUGCUCCAACAACAUAUUUUCUUCCAUGUAUCAUGUGGCUAACACUCAAGAAACCAAAGAGAUUCAGCUUGUCUUGGUGGACUAAUUGGAUAUGUAUUGUUCUUGGCUUAUGCAUAAUGAUUUUAGCACCCAUUGGAGCAUUGAGGAAUAUUAUACUUGAAGCCAAGACCUGA
Messenger RNA from Medicago truncatula (barrel medic), 1222 nucleotides. Its product is annotated as lysine histidine transporter 1. The coding region runs from base 41 to 1222 and encodes 393 amino acids. NCBI's taxonomy places the organism in Eukaryota, Viridiplantae, Streptophyta, Magnoliopsida, Fabales, Fabaceae. The record is from RefSeq and is a predicted model, not a curated record. The transcript is spliced from 7 exons.